Cuscuta epithymum is the source of this 3486-nucleotide messenger RNA. The record is from the annotation of a GenBank genome assembly. NCBI's taxonomy places the organism in Eukaryota, Viridiplantae, Streptophyta, Magnoliopsida, Solanales, Convolvulaceae.
GCCUAAUGUGACGCUCAUAUCCUAACGGUCAUUUACACUCGCAAAUCCUUUGAAAGAAAUCCGUUCUCAUCGUUCCAACGCACUAAAACCCUCUGUUUUUCAUCUCUUUCUCCCUCUCUGCCUACAUUCGAAAAUGGAGUCGCCAGUGGAGCUCAGAGAACCUACUUCGGAGAAAGCAGGGGAACGAAAAAUACCUGUAUUCACAGUGCUGAAGAACAAUGCGAUCCUCAAGAACAUUUUCCUAAUCGAUAACCAACCUUUGGCAGAAGGAUCCUUCAAGGAAUCGGAAGAAAUUUUGUUGGUUGGGAGGCAUCCAGAUUGCCACAUCACCUUGGAACACCCAAGCAUCAGCAGAUUCCACCUUCGCAUCUACUCCCAGCCCUCUUCCCAAUCCCUCUCCGUCGUUGAUCUUUCCUCGGUGCAUGGGACUUGGAUUGGCGGUAAAAGGAUUGAAUCAGGGGUUAGGAUUAACCUGAAAGAAGGUGAUACGAUGCAGCUAGGGGGAUCAAGUAGGGUAUACAGGCUACAUUGGGCUCCUUCGAGCCAAGCUUAUGAUUUGGAUAAUCCAUUUCUGCCUCCAAUUCUCCCUCAGUCAGAGCCUUCUUCUGAUAAAGAAGGGGAGGAUCAGGUUGCUGAUGUUGGGUUCUUCCAUAAGAGUGAAGAGUUGGAGAAUCUGGAUUCAGAAUGUUCUGAUUCAGACGUGCCUUCUAUCUCUUUGGUGGAUGACAAAAAAUUUCCAGCUGCUAAUGAAGAGUAUAGUGUAGAUACUGAUAUCCAGUCUUUAUUGAAGGAUUGUUUUUGUGUGGGGCAACAAUUGUUGACUCCAAAGAAGGAGAACCAUCGCACUUCUAGCUGUCUCACACUUGGUUCUUUGAAGGAUUUGUUUGAAUUUGAUUCGAGAACUGGACCAACAGUGAAGCCCCCACUUCUCGAAGUUGAUGAAAUAGCCUUUCCAGUCAAAGGGAGAGUCAUUAUGACAAAAUCAGAGAGUUAUCCAGAUACAGAUUCCCAAUUGCCCUUGGAGGAUCCUUGUCUGAGUGGCGAAAAAACAUCAACUCCAGAGAACAAGAACUUCACUUCUAGCUCUCCUCCACUCCGAGAUGCAUUGAAGAAUACAGAUGAAUUUGAUUUGAGAAAUGAGUCACAAUCUGUUCUGGAAGUUCAUGAAGUUGAUGAUGAAAUAGUCACUCCAAACCAAGAGAAAGUCGCUAUAGAUAUUCAUUUUCCGAGUGGAGAUGAAACAGAUAGCAAAAUGCUCACACCAGAUCAGUUUGAUUUGGGUAAUGGGUCACCAACAAGCUUGUCACUUCUGAAAGUGAAUGAAGUUGAUGGUGAAAUAGUCACUCCAGACCAAGAGAAAGUCGCUAUGGAUAUUGAACAUCCGAGUGAGGAGAAUCUGCCUCCCUAUUCUGCCCCACAUAUGUCAUUGUCUGAUAAGGAAAGUGGAUCAACUAUCAGAUCUUCUGAAGAUGAUGUUGUUUAUAAAGUAGUGGGCAAAGGAGGUGACACUAUGGUCGUUCCAGAUAUAGAGAGUGUAAGUUUUGGCAUUUAUCCACCAAAUGAUGGUGGAUAUGUGGAUGAAAAAGUUUUUAGUCCUGACAAAGAGAAUCUGACUCUAAGUUCUGUCUCACUCCAGUCCUUGAAGAAUACAGAGAAUGUAAGUUUUGGCAUUUAUCCACCAAGUGAUGGUGGAUAUGUGGAUGAAAAAGAUAUUAAUCCUGACAAAGAUAAUCUGACUCUAAGUUCUGUCUCACUCCAGUCCUUGAAGAAUACAGAUGAGUUUGAUUUGAAGACAUGUGGAUCAACUCUAAUAUAUUCACUUCCAAAGGUGGAUGAAAUCGAUCAGGAAACAGUAGCCACUCCCAUUAAAGAGAGCAUACCUCUGGAUAUUCCUGCUUUGAGUGGUGGUGACAUGAUGAAUGUAGAAAAAAUAUUGUAUACCCCACCAGGUAAAGAGAAUUGCACUCGACCUACCAUGAAACUCUCAUUUCCAAUUACGGAAGAAGGGGGCGAUAAACAAACUAUAAGUCCAAAUAAGGAGAACGAGACUUUGAAUACUCAUCUCCAGAGGUUAAUACAACCGAAGGGCAAGCUUCAAAACCUAACAAAACUGAAAGUGUUUAAACCAUCUCCUUUGAAGAAUGAGAAUUGUGAUGAUGAGAGAGAUGAUGAAACUUUUACUCCAGAUAAAGAGAACAUGACCCCUAAUACUCAUUUUCUGUGGUCGAUGAACAAGAUUGGAAAGUCAAGAGAAACUAUAAACAACUCUGAGGUAGCUGAUGACUUCAACUCAAGAUUAAAUCAAUAUGAGGAAAAUAACAAUGAGAAAGCACUCCGAGUGAAGAGCAAUAUUAAAGAGCUAGGACUACAUAUGCAGCAGUCUAAACAGAAGGAUAGAGUGCCCUUUCAAAUGGUGCUUAUCAAUUCUAGAAGCACAACUGAGUCAUUCUGUCCAGGAAUGGGAGAUAAGAUCUGUCAUUUUUCUGAGCCUAAAGUCAGGGAGGAAGAAAGAAAUUGGUGCAUAGUGGUGGAUACUACUAGUCUGCUGAACAAAGAGUCAAGGAAAGCUCUGCAGCUUUUGCAGGGUCUCAAAUCGACUUCUUUGAUUAUUCCUCGUAUUGUCAUAAACGAACUAGGUUGCAUGAAAAGUCGAGCUAGUUUUUUUAAAAGAACGACAGAGGUGUCUUCAGCAUUAGAAUGGGUUGAAGAUUGUAUGAAAAAUACAAAGUGGUGGAUUCAUAUUCAGAGUUUAGAUGAAGAAGAAACAAGUGACAUUACUACUCUAACACCUGCAGAAGAUCACAUUCUUAAAUAUGCUCUCUUCUUGAGAAAAAUCAAUAAUGGCCUCACAAAACUCAUCCUCCUCAGUGAUGAUAUCUCUCUGAAGAUCAAGUCAAUGGCAGAGGGUUUACUUUGCGAGACAGCCAAAGAUUUCAGAGAAAGCCUAGUGAAUCCAUUUUCUGAGAGAUUUCUUUGGACUAAAAGCUCUCCCAGGGGCAUGACGUGGUCAUAUGAGGAUGACAUUGUUCUCAAGGAGACAUAUUAUCAACGCCCGCUGAAGAAACCUCGUUCAAAACAAGCAAAUUAUUAUGCAUGGGGAUUGAAGCUCAUAUUAUUGCUCCAUCAUUCUUCCCCGUACACACAGUCCACUUCAUCUUCACACAAAAACUAGUCAUGUGUUUCUUUUUUCCCUUGAAUGUGAAUUAAAACAAGGAAUAGUUUGUUGUUCCUUUGUGUAAUGCUGCUGGUGCAACUCCAUAAUUUUCUCAUUAUGGGGCACGAUCAGCUCACUCAAUGGUAUAAAAUUUGAUCUCUUUCAACAGGGAGCUGCAUAUUUAGUAUCUUCUCUUAAGGGACGGAGUGUACCCUUAAUUAAUACCUUUGAAGAUAUAAACUUGCAAAGAGAGUAAUAGUACCCUCAAUUAAUGUCCUUAUUAGAACUUAUAGAGCUUUGAGAAAUGAAACGAGUUGAGGUUUGGUAUUCAA